GGAGAGUUUGCUGGUUGGAGAAGUGUGUCAAUUGGAUAUGGCGACUCCUUGAGGGAAUCCACUUUCAAGUGUUGGAAGACCUGAGACCUACUGAAACCAGUCCAUUUCUCUUGAUAUCAUUGACAGCAGUGAAACCAGCCGGAAAAAAUUCGGAUGGUGUAUUUAUCCGAGAUUGAAGAAGAAAUAGAAGCGAUGAGAGUAUGUUGUGUGCCAGGUGGGGAUGAGGAGAGGAGAGAGUAAGAGAGAUAGAGAUACAGUGAGUGAGAGAGAGGACAGCAGCCAACCAACGCAACGGGUCAUAGCAUAGAUAGCAUUCAGUCUUGGCUUGCUCACUCAGCACUCGCGGUACUAGUGUCUUCCUUCGCAACUGACCUAAUCUAACAACAGAUUAUGGCGGAAGAAAAUCAUGGAGCGAGCUCCGAUACCGUUCAAAUUAUCAAAUUGAUUGUAUCCAUUCUAUGGGGAAUCGUACUUAGCGCAUAUUACAUAAUUUUAGAUAUCUAUCAUCUAUUUUCACCUGCAGAAAAGAAGUCACUCAAGGGCCAGCAUGUUCUGGUGACGGGAGCUGGCCGUGGUCUCGGGCGGGAGUUCGCGCUUAGGUUCGCCAAGGAAGGAUGUCGCAUCGUCUGCGUCGACGUAGACAAGAACGGAUGCGACGAAACCGUCAGCCUCAUCAACAAGGACUUCCCAGACGCGGCCAAGUCCUACCAGACGGACAUCACUAGCCAAGAGCAGAUUGCCAAGCUGGCCGAGGUUAUGAAGAAAGAGAAUGGCCCACUUGAUAUAUUGGUGAACAACGCAGGAAUUGUAUCAGCGCAGAACCUUAUGGACGUCACACCAGAACAUGUCAAGAGAAUGGUUGAAGUGAACCUCAUGUCUCAUUUUUGGACAAUAAAACAAUUCCUGCCUGAAAUGAAGAGUAGGAAGAAGGGACACAUUGUGGCUGUAUCCAGUGUUGCCGCUUUCACCGUCGCAGCCAACAUCGCUCCCUACUCUGCCACCAAAUGUGCCGUCACCGGUCUCAUGGGCUGUCUAAGAGAGGAGUUGAGAUUCAACUUUCCUGAAAUUCAUACCACCACUGUACAUCCAUUUUUCAUCAGCCCGCCACAGAAGUAUCAACAUUGGAGUAUCAACUCGAUUUUGCCCGAGGUUACCGCUGCUGAUGUCGCUGCCGCCGCUGUAUCAGGAUUGAAACAGAACAAGAAGACCGUCACCAUCCCAUCUUACAUGUACUACACUCUUCUUCUUAUCCAUUCUCUACCAACCAAAGCAGCAGAUCUAUGGAGAGACAUCUUUUUCGCCAAAAUCAACAACUAAUUAAUUACCUCAACAAGACUGAGCGUGAUGGCAACAUAAAUUGGUGCUAUAAUGAGCCAGCAAUGAGAGAGAAAACCCGAGUUCACAUUGAAUUCGUUAUGUGGAUUUGAUUAGCGCUCUAGACAAGCGAUGUUUGAAUUCAUCUUAAAUAUUUCAACCAGUUGGAGAAAUUCCCUGGUAACAAAUAAUCAUCCCAUUAUUUUCAAGGCUGAUUGAUUCAUUGUCAGCUCAAAAAUUCAAUAUGGAGAAUCUUCCAUACAUAUACACAUUUACAUUGUUUAUAUCCUAAAUUUAAUUUAUGAUCAUUGACCCUCAAGAUGUGUAUUAUAUUGAUUAAUAUUGAAAAUAUUCAUUCAUCUUUGAGUUUCUUCUCUUAUUUCGAUAAAUUUUUGUCAUGAAUGAAAUCAAAUAAAAUGAUAGUGAUUUAUCUAUUUUCAUACAUGUUA
Molecule: messenger RNA, 1763 nt
Organism: Nilaparvata lugens (brown planthopper)
Lineage: Eukaryota; Metazoa; Arthropoda; Insecta; Hemiptera; Delphacidae
Product: 17-beta-hydroxysteroid dehydrogenase 13
Exons: 8
Coding region: 391-1317 (308 amino acids)
Cellular component (GO): lipid droplet
Molecular function (GO): oxidoreductase activity, acting on the CH-OH group of donors, NAD or NADP as acceptor
Source: RefSeq, a predicted model, not a curated record